Molecule: messenger RNA, 360 nt
Organism: Brassica rapa (field mustard)
Lineage: Eukaryota; Viridiplantae; Streptophyta; Magnoliopsida; Brassicales; Brassicaceae
Product: 40S ribosomal protein S19, mitochondrial
Biological process (GO): ribosomal small subunit assembly; translation
Cellular component (GO): ribosome; mitochondrial small ribosomal subunit
Molecular function (GO): RNA binding; structural constituent of ribosome
Source: RefSeq, a predicted model, not a curated record
AUGGCUUUCUGCACCAAACUCGACUUCUUACAAAACACAAGUGUUCCAGUUACAUCAAUGCUCGGUUCACUCCGUUACAUGUCCACAAAGCUCUUCAUUGGUGGCAAUAAGGUGGUGAGCCGAUCUGUAUGGAAAGAUCCGUUCGUCGACGCGUUCUUGAUGAAGAAAAAAAACGCAGCUCUGAACAGGAAAAUAUGGUCGAGGAGAUCGACUAUUCUGCCAGAGUAUGUGGAUUCGUCUGUGAGGAUCUAUAAUGGGAAAACUCAUGUGCGUUGUAAGAUCACAGAGGGGAAAGUUGGGCAUAAGUUUGGAGAGUUUGCGUUUACAAGAAAAGUGACCAAACAUCCUAGAGCAAAAUAA